CGCAGGUAACAUGGAGACGCCGCUGCACCGCGUCGACAAUCUCAUUGCCGUCGCGACCCGGCGGCUCCAUCCGUCUGCGCUGCAGUCGCUGCGCAUUGAGGAAAUUCUCGCCCAGCGCACGUUGUUUCCACCGCUCGAGCAAAAGGACAUUGCGGGGAGCGGGUUCGAAGCGCACGCCACGUACCUCGAGACGUUGGACGAAUAUGUCUUUGGCCAAAACGACAAGUGGGACGCGAUGCGCUACAUGGCGGUCCGAGAACUCAUGCGCGAGUGCGCAUUAGCCAAGCGAAGUGCGAUGCAUGCGGCCUGCGUCGCGCGCGCGCUGGAGUGGAUCGAAAGCACUGGGAACGAACACGACGAGAUGCUUCGCGCGCCGUCGCUCUCCAAGCUCGAGACGAUCAAGCUCCAUCGCGGCGCGACACCAGCUGACGUGCGGCCGCGUGUGUCCUUUGCCGACGCGCCAGUGCCAGAGCAGCUACUCCGCUACGAGCAGCGCGAUCUUCGAACGUCCCAUAUCCACCGCAUCGCCGAGCUCAAGGAGAAAGGCAUUUCGCUGCCACAGCCACCACCCGUAGUGGCGACAGAGCCACCCAAAAGCAACCAAACCGAGCUCCUCGAGCUCGAGCGACAGCGCGCAGGCUACAAGUUUCACACCCCCGAGACCGUGGCCGAGAUUGCGCUCAAUGAAGUGUGGCGCCAGCGCCGCGAUGAAGACGCGCAGGCCAAGGUGCAGGCGAACGAGGUCCAGUCCGUACUGUUUCAGUGGACGAUGACGCGCAGUCGUGACGAAGCCGAGCUCCUCCGUAAACAAGAGUCGUCGCGCAUGAUGACGCACCGGCAGUCGACGCCGGUGCUGCCGUCGUCUCGACCAUCCACGUCUUCGGCGCUAAGCAACCAAGAUGAUAUGGAUCUACUGCGCCCGACGCCGACGAAAAGUCUCAUGGGCACUGCGCCCGUCGUCAUCAAAAAAGCGGCGUCGGCCAACACCGGCAUGCGCUUCCGAAACCCGCUGCCUGCCAACUUCAAGCGCAUAUCCCACCGCGACACGCUCAGCGUGCACGCCCCGACCUCGAUGGGUCGAAGCUACUCGAUGGGCGACGUGCGGCCGAUGCUACCCGAGGCCGAUGCGCCGCCGCCCGCGGCGUACUAUCCGGCCUCGUACAUGCUCAGUGUACCGGCCGAGGCGGCCAAGACGCCGCCGCUCCAGCGAGUCAAGCGCAAAAAAAACAAGAUGGACGUGCGCGGACUCGUGCCGACGCAGCCCGUGCCGCUGGACUCGGAGUUUCGGGUCUUUCACGCCGCGACGACCGCGCGGCAGUGCCCGUCGGUGCGUACUGAGGGCAAGAAGGGCCAUGGCAUGAGCGCGCUCCGGAGAGAAGAACUCGACGAAGUCGACGCGAUCCGUGCCGCGUUCGAGCGCCACCACAUGACCUUUAACGCGCACGUCUUUGAGCGUGCGCUCUUGACGCCCGAGGACAGACCUGGCCUCGAGUGCGUCAAGCGCCUUCCGACCGCGGGCUCGAAGCUGCCAGAGAAUCCCCUCGGCAGUCUGCGCCAUAGUCUGCACAAGAGCAAGGAAGGCAAGACGACCAAGAAGAAGAAGAAGACCAAGAAGCGCAAACCCAAAGGAAAGAAGGCCAAAGCCGCUGCGUAGCUCUUUAAUUAGUCGACAUAAAUCACCUUGCAAGUUCCCGUAUCUAUCGCGUUGGAG
This is a messenger RNA of Saprolegnia diclina VS20, 1711 nucleotides long. RefSeq lists its product as hypothetical. Lineage: Eukaryota; Oomycota; Saprolegniomycetes; Saprolegniales; Saprolegniaceae. The transcript has 14 exons. The record is from RefSeq and is a predicted model, not a curated record. Bases 11 to 1654 code for a protein of 547 amino acids.